Solanum tuberosum (potato) is the source of this 961-nucleotide messenger RNA. RefSeq names its product protein LIGHT-DEPENDENT SHORT HYPOCOTYLS 1-like. NCBI's taxonomy places the organism in Eukaryota, Viridiplantae, Streptophyta, Magnoliopsida, Solanales, Solanaceae. The coding region runs from base 178 to 729 and encodes 183 amino acids. The record is from RefSeq and is a predicted model, not a curated record. Gene Ontology annotation, cellular component: nucleus. Gene Ontology annotation, biological process: mRNA transcription; response to light stimulus. The transcript has 2 exons.
CACAGUCCAAAUUUUUGAGUCAAUAAAAGGAGAUUUUUCUGAGUGAUCUUUAUUUGUGACCCUAAAGCCAUUGGUUUUUUUUUUUUUUUAGGGUAUAUCUGUUUUCUUGCUCGUUAGUGUUUUACCUAUUAUAAGAUAGAAAUUAAAGUAUAUUUCGCGCUCAUUCAGCACCACCAUAUGGAUGUUGCAAAUGUUACCCCGAGCAACAAUGUUGUUGACAUUCUCUCAGCUCCUCGAUUGAGUCGAUAUGAGAGUCAGAAACGUCGUGAUUGGAACACGUUUUGUCAAUACAUAAGAAAUCAUCAUCCUUUAAUGUCACUUCUUCAAUGCAGCAGCAUUCAUGUUCUGGAGUUUCUAAGGUACUUGGAUCAGUUCGGAAAGACUAAAGUCCAUAACCUAAAUUGUCCAUUUUUCGGGAUGCUAAAUCCUCCGGCACCCUGUGCUUGCCCUUUAAGGCAAGCAUGGGGAAGCCUGGACGCCCUUAUAGGGCGUCUUCGUGCUGCUUAUGAAGAACAUGGAGGAAAUUCGGAAAUGAACCCGUUUGGAGCUAAAGCAGUUAAGCUAUUUUUACGCGAUGUUCGUAAUUUUCAGUCCAAGUCUAGAGGAAUUAGCUAUGACAAAAAAAGGAAAAAAUCAAGAAGAAAUCAGAAAAAUAUAAUGGCAAUGAAAGAAGUUGAUCAUCAGAUUCAUGAUGAUAAGAAUGUAGGUGCAAAUAUUGUUAUUGAGUAAUUUUCUUGAGUUUAAUUAAGCAUUGGUACAAUGUAAAAUAAGAACAUCAUUAUGCAUAUAUUAUUAACUUCUUUCCAUUUUAUUUGACUGUCGAAACAGUAAUUAAACAAACAAAUUAAAAUGAAGGGAGCAACUAUAUAUCGUGCUCUCACACUUGUUUGUUGUUGUUGUUGUUGUUGUUUCUUGAGUGAUAAUUGAGGUGGAUAUAUAUUAUGAUGAUGUUAUCAUGUUA